Messenger RNA from Rangifer tarandus platyrhynchus (Svalbard reindeer), 414 nucleotides. Lineage: Eukaryota; Metazoa; Chordata; Mammalia; Artiodactyla; Cervidae. The record is from the annotation of a GenBank genome assembly.
AUGCCAGGUAAACCAGAGUCAGACCCAUGGCCCAGCCCGGCCCUCCUCCCCCAGGGCAGGCAGACAGACAGACAGGUGUUUGAGGCUCCACCUCUCUCUUUACUCCUCGCCCCAAAUCCUGUUGGAACUUCUGGUCAGGGUGUAGCCCCUCUCCCACCUACCAGACUUGAGCUCUGGGACUUGUCAGGCACAGCCCAACUCAGGGGCCGUGGGCUGGCCACCUGCCCAUCUCUAGCCGGCCUGCGGGACGGAGCGACCCGAGGGCACAAAUGGCCCACGAGUCCUGGGAACAGUCGCUGCUGUCCAGGCCCCAGCACCUUAAUUGCUUCUCUGGUUUUCUGGUUGGCUUCUCAACUGGAAAAUAUAAACCAGCCCUUCCUGGAGAGCAAGUCUCUUGGAAACAAAGAGCAAUAA